UGUUUAGAUACUUUCAUAUAAGCAAGACAUCCACCACAGUCCUCGGUUACAUCAGUAACUCCCUGAAGACGAUCCACAAAGCAUGAAUGUAAGCACGAUUGCUGAGAUAUAGUUGGUAUGGCCACUGAAGAUCCCACAUCUACACUGGCUGCGGAAAAUAUUAGCACAGAUGUGACUGAAACAUUCAGACUUUCCCCUUUACUUCCAAGGAAUUACCUUAUAGCUCAUGCUGUGUUUGAAUCCAUAAUAGCUGUUCUUAUCGUUGGAGGGAAUAGCAUUGUGUUGAUCAGUAUUCUAAUUCAUAAGAACUUGCAUACUGUCAACAACUUGUUUCUCACCAGUCUGGCAGUUGCAGAUCUUAUUAUGGGAAUAUUUGUAUCCCCUCUCACGAUUCACAUUCUAUAUGUGAAACCUCUCAUUUAUGUUGAACACACACAAGACAAAUGGUCAUGUGUAAUACGUUUGUAUUUACUAACUAUGUCAUUUGGAGCAUCUUUGUUUAGUAUUUGUGGAAUUGCUUUGGAUCGUUAUAUUGCUAUCAUACACCCUUUGAAAUAUAGAAGUCUGAUGACUCGUCGAAGGGUCAUGGUAUAUAUUCUAUGUUUUUGGGUUUAUGUGAUAUCAACAUGCGCAUAUUUAUUUUCAGAAGGUAACAUUCAAUUUAAAGCACAUGAAACUUGCCGUACAAAAAAUGUUGUAUCACCACUUGUUUUUUCUGUACUGAAAAUCCAUACUUUCGUUGCUAUAUUUGUGAGUGUAAUGUCACAUUCUGUUGUUGCCAUGGUAGCAGCAAAGCAUAGAGCAAGGAUCAACUCUCAAUUGGUCAGGUUCAACAACAACAUGGCUGUUGCGCAUCGUAACGAAAACAAAAUUGCUAAGACGAUGACACUUGUUGUUGGGUUGUUCUUGCUAUGCUGGCUACCAUCAACAAUCAACUCACUUAUUAAAAGGGCAGAUUCGCCUGAUUGGGACAAAUCUCUUAGUUAUUAUUUGGUCGCUUUAAUGGUUGCAAAUAGUGCGGUGAAUCCCUGGAUAUAUGGCAUUGGGAUGAAAAAGAUGCGGAAAGCAAUGUUAAAUGUUAUGCAGUGUUCUAUGAAAAGAUCCAUAUAA
Molecule: messenger RNA, 1110 nt
Organism: Owenia fusiformis
Lineage: Eukaryota; Metazoa; Annelida; Polychaeta; Sabellida; Oweniidae
Source: the annotation of a GenBank genome assembly